Molecule: messenger RNA, 3988 nt
Organism: Dendroctonus ponderosae (mountain pine beetle)
Lineage: Eukaryota; Metazoa; Arthropoda; Insecta; Coleoptera; Curculionidae
Product: transcription factor Sox-5
Exons: 7
Coding region: 408-2687 (759 amino acids)
Biological process (GO): cell fate commitment; regulation of transcription by RNA polymerase II
Cellular component (GO): nucleus
Molecular function (GO): RNA polymerase II cis-regulatory region sequence-specific DNA binding; DNA-binding transcription factor activity, RNA polymerase II-specific
Source: RefSeq, a predicted model, not a curated record
CAGCAGAACCGCUGAUGCCGAAGCAAACAGAGGCAUCUCGGCACGCAGUGUACACGCACAUUACUCGUACGUCCGCUGGCGAAACGUCGUGAAAUCAGUCCAAGUGGUGCGAUCGCAGUGUGUGACAAUAGUCUUAAGGCGAGGACCUGAGGCAGGUGACAGGUGCACGAAACGUCGGACACUCGUUGUCGGGCCAAUAGAACUCCAAGUAAACAAUAGAGCGAGGGGUUGCGCAUCGAGUCAAACAAGGGUGCGCAUAUCCCAGUAGCGAGCCGGAUCUCUUUUAUGCAGUGCGCCCAGUUUGGUUAACGAACACAGUGGCUGCCGCACAUCUUCAAGAGGUUCGCUCACUGGCGAAUCUACAGCCAUGUGUUGACUCCCUCGCACUGUUCAAGCAGCUUAGAAAUAUGUCUUCAAAGAGGAAGUCGCCACCAACAAAACUUCAAGACGGCAGUUCAACGGAACCACCACCAAUCCAGGCAAAUUUGGGAAGUGGAAGCGAUGGAGGUGGCUUGACUGACUUGGACGAAACAAGCAGCAACAAUCUCAGUGAUAUUUGCGAAGAAGAACCCAACACUAUGGUCAACACUUCUUCGACGUUCUACAACAAACUGUCCGAAUCCUCAUCGCCCAGUGCUUGCGGAAGUGAAUUGGACGACGGCCUGGACGAAGACCAGAUACCAUCAAAGACAGCGAAAAUAUCCGCGAACGAGCCUCCUCAUUCGAUGAUCACCUCAGUGUCGCCGUGCAUUUCCGCCCUCUCUUUGCACAAUGAGGACUUGGAGAGGCGGCGAAACUCCUCCGAGUGCAGUUCACCCAGUUCGGACAUUAAGAGCAACUUUCAUUACAACAAUAACAACAAUAGUUUAAUGAACAAUAAUAGUUCCUUACAUCCACUCAAACGUUCCAUGGACGAUGUUCUCAAGCGGUUAACGUCGAAAAUUAGCAACAGUUCCAUGAGGGAGGAAAGACGACCUACACCAUCCUCAACUCCUAAUUCACACAAUUCGGAUGUUGAGCCUGCUGCCGCCAUCCAACAAGCACUGUCUGGUGAUAAUCUGAUGGAAAAAGAUCGGAAGCUGUCGGAGCUGAUUAUUCAGCUUCAGAUGGCUCGUGAACAGUUACUGGUCCAGCAGCAGCAGCAACAUCCCGAUGGAAACAAGUCGGCCAGUACGUCGCCCUUACUGAACGACGCCCACAAACAGCUAGAAAUUCAAAGAAGACAACAAGAGCAGCAUCUGCUGCAGCAACAGCAAAAGCUGCAAGAACUUCAGGGCCAGAUCUCAGCGCAAUACUCCGGUGGAGGAGUGCAAGGGUUGAUGUUUCUGCCCUUCUUGGAGCAACUGUCCAGAGGGUUGCACCCUCCCAGUGGUCCACCGGUGGUACCGAAAAGCCCACUGUCGAACCACCGUUUGCUGCAGAUGCUGCCGCCCCAUCAAGUGCCCAACUGGCUGUCUGCUGCAACUUCCGCCCAUUUGGCGGCUCAGAUGCAGCAGCAACAGCAGCACCAUCAGCAUCAGCAGCAACAACAGCAGCAGCAGCAGCAGCAGCAACAACAGCAGCAGCAUCAGCAGCAGCAACAUCAGCAGCAAAUGGCGGCCAUCAGCUCGAAUGAGAGACGAACUCCCCAACAUCAUCAUUCGCCGCCACCGCCCGCCCCAUCAGAUCCAGACGCUCCCCUCAAUCUUUCCAAGCCGAAAUCAUUGAGUUCUGGCAGUACCGAGUCCAGUCCUCAGCCCACCCCGAGCAGCCAACACCAAAGCAUUAACGAUCAGCCAGUGGCGGCGACUGUGCCCCGUCUAAUGCCGCCCAAUUUGAUGAUGACUAACCGGGCGUUUUUGCCCUACGCAGGGCUGCCGCCCACUUUCCCCAUCACCCCUGGGGUGGACAAUCGGAACAAAGGAAACGAUGUGAGGCCCAGUAUGGACAAACAGCAUCAUUUCCCGCUGCACAUGUAUGCGAUGCCAACGCCGCCCAAUUUGGGCGGCCGACCCAAAGAAUCGGAGGGCAUUAAAGAAGAGACUGAUUUUAUUACUGCAUGUCAAUUAUGGGGUGCUCCCGAUCCGAACUUCAACGAAACAUCAGACAAAGCGAAAAUAAUACGCCAACAAGCAUCGAAAAGGGACAAUGAAAACAAACCGCACAUAAAGCGGCCGAUGAAUGCGUUUAUGGUGUGGGCGAAAGACGAAAGACGAAAAAUCCUGAAAGCCUGCCCUGACAUGCACAACUCUAAUAUUUCCAAAAUUCUCGGCGCCCGCUGGAAAGGGAUGUCGAACUCCGAAAAACAGCCCUACUAUGAGGAACAGUCUAGACUGUCCAAGCUGCAUAUGGAAAAACACCCGGACUAUCGGUAUCGGCCAAGGCCGAAACGCACUUGUAUAGUGGAUGGCAAGAAGAUGCGCAUCUCAGAGUACAAGAUGCUGAUGCGACAGCGCCGACAGGAAAUGAGGCAGCUUUGGUGCAGAGAUAGCACGGAUUUCAACAUAUCCUCCUCAGACCUGACCUGUCCUCCCAGCUCGGCAUCAGGACGGCCCUCAAUGAGCCCUCCUUUGAUGAUGAACGGAGCUGGGCCGAGCUCGGAUCGCGGCUUUUUCUACCCUACCGAUAGUCCUUCACCUGAUGCCCUCAAUUUUUCACAGGACCGUAGCGCUUAUGAUUCGACAAGUCCCAGACACGACGAUGAAUGAGCUUGGCCUCAAGGGGAAGUGACUUUCCCAAGCUGGUUUUAGAACGCGUUGCUAGCUCAGAAAUUUCCCCUUCAACAGUAUUUUGAGCGAAAGAAUCAGACGAAAUCGGACAAAAGCCAAAGGACUUUCUGAAUAUAUUGUACAUAAUAAAAUUGGUGUUGUAGCUGUAUUGUUAUGUAAAUAGCGAGUUACAUUAGGUCGGCUAGUUAUUUAUUUGUUUUUAUGAUAACAAUGUUAUACUUUUUGUAAAUUUUUAAAAAUUAUUUAGCCUAGGUUUUUGCGUUCAAUUUUUUUGUUGUUAUUCAGUUGCUAGAUUUUAUUCGCUAUUUAAUUAAGUAAUGGCAAUGGGAUUUUGCUGUUUUUUCCGGAAUCCCCGCAACAAUAUGUCAGUAGCGCGAUCAAUAUACAUACAUAAUAAAUAAAUGGAAAAUGUCUUCAAAGGUUUCUUUACACGUAACACCUUUCGCCUGCUGACUGAGUUAUUUGAAAUCUGUUAAGUGCAAUGUACAUUGUUAAUAUUUAUAUGUUUUAGUAUAUCUUAAUGCCAGUAAACUUAAGUACACAUAGCUCAUUUAUUUAUUUCAACUAUAUUUUGUAGUCAUCACAUUCUUACUAUAUCUGCUAGCUCUUUGUGUACCUACUUAGAUGUUAAAUGUUUAGUUAUUUUUCCAUACAAAUAUUUAUUUAUCUUCACCGCUGCGUUUCUCUAUCCGGAGGAAGAAAAUUAAGGGUUUCAUCUGUAAAUUCCUGUUCACAUUCAAGACAAAUAGUAAAUUGUGAUUCCUGAUAAAUUAUUAUUUAGGUAUGCCGUGUAAAUUAAAGUGUGUAUCCGUUAAAAGGUUCUCAAAAGGUUGUUAAAGGUUCGGACAUGAGCAUGUGUAGGCACUUAAAGUAUUCCUUAUAACGCUAAAUCUAGGGCUAGUGAUCAUUAAGGGAUUUGCCAAAAUUGCUUAAAUACUGCGACUGAUUGAAAUACGAAUUCAUUUUCGAAUUCACUAUUAUUAAUAAACGUCCAUAGAUCGCAUAGAGCUAAUUUAAAGAACUUUGUUUUUUGAACUUAUUUCUUUGGGUGAUCUCUGCUGGAAGUCUAGAGUAGCGUUAUGCGAUUUAUUCGGAACGGUACAGUAUUUAAGCGCUGCGAUUUUCGCCUAAAUAAUCUGUAAUAUUUACCAGAAUUAUUAUUACAAGUAAUGUUAAAAACUAGCAGAAGUAUAUGGAAUUCUGAAAACUGAAUUUUAGCGAAUAGAUUCACUGUUCUUUCUUGUGCCAAAAUAAAAUUAAAUAAAGGAUGGAAAAUGUAA